CUUUUUUUGUUCAUACAUUUCAGUCACAGCACUUUGAUUCUACGGAGCAGAUCAAAGAGCUGGAGCAUGCCAUCCAAGAACACAUUUGUGGACUGGCCGAGGUCAUGCAAAGAAGACAGCGUAUUGAAGAAGAGAGAAUUCAAUGACCCGUUCUCAUUUGCAGUGAAGGAGAAACUGAGCGGAGAGUGGAUCUGAUAAUGGGAAAAGCUGAUGUUGUGGAUGUAUUGGUGCAACUGGGUCAUCUGCUGCAAGAGGAAAAGCACCUUUCUGAACAACUGAAUGGACCAGAUGCUGUGGAAAGAAAACAAAGGAAUGAUUUGCAGGAAAGGAGUGAGCGCAUCAGAAACAAAGCUAGAAGUCUUGCUGCUGAAAUUCUGGAGGUGAAGGAGCGUCUGGCAGAGAUGAAGGCUCGUAAUGUGGCUGGCCAAUGAGAUCCACGAUAUGACGACCGGUGUCGAUUACCGCUCCAUCUUUCAUCUGUGCCCAGACGAUGAGGCUCUGCACGGACUGAGAGGAGUAAACUCCGUCCAGGGGCCAGCUGUAAACACUGACCCAGCCUCAGACGUGUUGGAGGACAAAUCCCCAGAGGAUGACAGACAGAGGGAGUCCAGCCUGGUUAGAGAGGUGUCAGACAAGAUGGUCUGCUCCGCCUGCAGAUGCGCCUUUGUUAGUCGUGAGGAACAGAUGGAGCACUACAAGCUUGACUGGCAUCGCUUCAACUUGAGACUAAAGAUUUCGGGGAUGCCACCCGUCACAGCUGAGGAGUUUGAAAGGAAGACUGGAGCUGGAGACAUGUCGAGUAUCUCGGGCUCGGAGUCUGAUUCAGAAGACGACGACUCGGAUAGUGAGAGUGGAGGAAAAAGCAGCAAUGUCACAGGCACUGAUAAUAACAGCUCAGUGGAAAACAGUUUAUUUACUGGCCGGCAUUACAACAAGGUGUUUUUCCAGAACUCAGCCGGACAAUAUAUAUCUGUGUACCGCUGCAUCCUACAGGGACAGUCAGACGAGGAUCGAGCAGUAGGAUCCUUCCUGAAAGCCUUAAGUCAGACGACUGUGUGGGUCGUUCUCAUGACAGGUGGAGGACACUUUGCUGGCGCCGUAUUCCGAGGAAAAGAAGUCCUUCUGCACAAGACCUUCCACCGGUACACGGUGCGCGCGAAGCGUGGCACGGCUCAAGGACUCAAAGACUCUCAGAACCGCAGCCACACGCCUAAAUCCGCAGGAGCUACUCUGAGGCGACACAACGAGGCGGCGCUAGUCAAGGAGAUUCAGGAUCUUCUGGUCAGCUGGGCUGAACACCUAAAGGAAGCCUCUGCAAUAUUUGUACGAGCUCCCAGCUACAAUAAAAGCAUCCUUUUUGGUGGCCGUGAAGCUCCGUUUGACAAGAAAGAUCCCAGGAUCCACACAAUCCCCUUUGCCACACGCAGGGCAACAUUUCGGGAGGCACGCAGGGCACAUGAGAUGCUUUCCACUGUCCAUGUUUACGGGAAAGACACAGACAUGUCUGCAGUGUUUGCUCCAUCUAAGAAGGCCUUGAAAAAAUCUGUCAAACCAGCAGCUCAAAUAAAUACAGAUCAAGAGAAAGCAGAUGAAAACCACGAUAGCUCUGGUGAAGAAGAGGGCGGCGACAUUCAGCUGGAGAUGGUGGAGAUGACCAUAGGAACUCUGGACCUCAGGGAGUUUGACAUUUAUCCCUCCAGGCCCAGGAGAAGGAGGAGGAGAAAGGAGGAGGAAUCCAAACAGCAAAAUGAGGAAUUGAGUCCCACAGAAGCAGACGAUCAAGAAGAAGUGCUCGAGGCUAGACCAGCAGAAGAUGCCCCUCAAGAGACACAAGCAAGGCACAAGAGGAAGAGGAAAGCACAGAGUAAGAAGCAACUGGAAGGAGUUGUUGAUGAGUCGUCAGGUUAUGGCCUGAGGGAUGAAGUGUUCACAGCCUGUAAGGUUGGGGAUGUGGACGCUCUACGUGGACUCCUUCAGCCGCCUGGAGAUACGUCACAGAGUCCGGAGCAGUCGCAGAGUAACCCGUCUGAUGCUCCAAGUCCUCCGAUCCUCCUCAAUCACCCCAUAGACUCGUCGGGGUUCACUUUGCUGCACGUUGCCUCGGCUGCUGCGCAGAAGGCAGUGGUCAGGUUUCUCCUGGAUGCAGGAGCAGACCCAGCCUGCAGGUUAACACAUUGUGUCUUCAAGUGUAGUGAAGGUCAACAUUUCAGAAUGAUCAUUUGCAGCAAUUCUAUUCCCACUCUUAAACAUUAUUUCUACAGGGAUAACAAAAGACAGACGCCAUAUGUUGUCUGCCCUGACAAAGACACACGGAAUGUCUUCCGUAAAUACAUGGGCGAGAAUCCGGACAAAUAUGACUACAUCAAGGCACAGAUCCCUGGACCCCUAACGGCAGAGAUUGAAUCCAAAAAGAUGGAGAAGAAAAGGGCACAAAAGGCUUUAAAAAAACAGCGAGAAAAAGAGCAGAAGGAGGAGAAGAGGAAACAGGACUCUGAGGCUGAAGAAAAGAAGAGGUUUGCAUCGCUGACUGAUCGUGAAAAGAGAGCUCUGGCAGCAGAGAGGAGGUUAGCAGAGCAAGUAGCUGAUGUCAAGAGGUGCUGGUUCUGUGGAGAGUCUCUGUUUGGGAAGAUCCCAUUUCAGUACCUGGAGUAUUCGUUCUGCACCCCUAGCUGUGUCCAAGCACAUAGAAAAACCCACACUCUUCCAGGCAAGACUUAACCCCAAUAUAUAUAGAUCUAUAUAUUUCUCGGGGGAAUUUUGGUUGGAAGGAAGCUAUCAUUAAAACUAAAGUGAAAUUGGGCAGCCUUGAUGGAUCUAAUAUGGCUGUCUUGCCAAUGUGCUAGUUUCAUUUUCAAUUCAACAUGGAUCAAAAAUAUAAUUUGUAUCAUGUCAGAUAAAGACAACUUGGAGAAUAAACCAUAUUAAAUGUAUUUAUUCACAGUAUCUGCAACAAUGGAAAUGGUAUGAGCAAUAAAAAAAUAUCUACUAA
Molecule: messenger RNA, 2989 nt
Organism: Pseudoliparis swirei
Lineage: Eukaryota; Metazoa; Chordata; Actinopteri; Perciformes; Liparidae
Gene: ankzf1
Product: ankyrin repeat and zinc finger peptidyl tRNA hydrolase 1
Exons: 18
Coding region: 415-2718 (767 amino acids)
Molecular function (GO): protein binding
Source: RefSeq, a predicted model, not a curated record